Molecule: messenger RNA, 1383 nt
Organism: Penicillium brevicompactum
Lineage: Eukaryota; Fungi; Ascomycota; Eurotiomycetes; Eurotiales; Aspergillaceae
Product: RUS1 family protein
Exons: 7
Coding region: 1-1383 (460 amino acids)
Source: RefSeq, a predicted model, not a curated record
AUGCAUUCUCAACCCAAAGUGGAAUUUCGGGAGACAGACGAGGCGGGCAAUCUCACCGCUACCUUUGUCUAUUCCGAGCAAGGACCCUCUUUAAAACGAGUGGGGCGGGUGGACUCAAUUGGCUCCCCCAAACAGACCUCGUCAUGGUCGACCAAGCCUCUGAUCAGCUCUCUGAAUCAUGUCUUCCUCCCUUCUGGAUAUCCUCAUAGCGUCAGUGAGGAUUAUCUUCCAUACCAAAUCUAUGACUCCCUACAAGCCUUCUGCAGCUCAAUAGCAGGCCUCCUCUCCUCCCGCGCCGUCCUACAAGGUGUCGGCGUCGGCAAUCCCAACGCCUCUCCAACCUCAGCCCUCCUCCUCCACAUCUUACAAGACACAUCAGGCCGAAUCGCCACAAUCCUCUUCGCCCAUCGCGUCGGCACAGCCCUCGAACCAGAAUGCAAAACCUACCGACUAGCCGCAGACGUCUUCAACGACAUCGCCAUGAUCCUCGACUGUCUCUCCCCAGGCGUCCCAGCAGGCGCAAUGCGCGUCUCCGUCCUCAGCACCGCAGGCGUACUACGCGCUCUCUGCGGCGUAGCAGGUGGGAGCUCAAAAGCAAGCCUCAGUGCGCAUUUCGCCAAAUGGGGGAAUCUAGCUGAACUCAAUGCUAAAGAUUCGUCUCAGGAGACUGUUAUCUCGCUCUUCGGAAUGCUGGUCGGCUCCGUCGUCGUAUCCCAAAUAACCGGUUUCGUAACGACUUGGCUAGUCCUCCUCAUCCUGCUGGGACUACAUCUAAGCAUGAACUACGCGGCCGUGCGCGCGGUGCAGAUGACGAGUCUCAAUCGUCAACGGGCGAAUAUCGCUUUUUCAACCCUACUGGCUUCAGACUAUGAAAAGCCCGGUCAAUGGACGAUUCUCACGCCCGCGCAGGUCGCGAGACAAGAGCGUAUAUUCCACCGAGACGGUGCUUUGCAGUGGAAUUCGAAUUCCGGGUCUACUUCUACUUCUACUUCUACGGUUAUCAAUUUGGGAUCGGCGAGGGUGGGUGUUGCCAUGGCUGAGUUUUUGGAAGAUAGGCCUCCGCUGGAUCGACUUAUGACGAUUUUCGAGGACGAGGCUUACAUGCUGUAUAUCUCGAAGAAGAGACAUGUUUCCAUUGUGCUUCGGAAGGGCUGCUCUGUUCCAGACCAAUUGAAGGCAUGGACGCAUGGCCUUUUGGCUGUGAGGUUGUGGGACGGAUCUUCUGAUUCUGAUUCCGAUGUGAGUGGGGCAAUUGAGGAAUCUCUUGCAUUUUUGAAUACCGAGGAUCGAUUUAUGAGAUAUCUCUCUGAGCUGCGUGGUGUAGGGUGGAAUGUUGAGAUUGCAGCGCUGGAGACGAGGGGAGGGAGACGAUUCGAGAUUUGA